AUGAAAGAAAAUUCAACAAAUUAUUCGGUUGCUAGACUUGUUGGUUCAGAUUCUGCACCAACGGGUAGUAAUGGUAUUAGUGGUUCAUCAACUUCAUUUACGGAAACAUACCGAAAACCUGAAAGUAAUUGCACUUUGGAAAGUAACAAUAAUAUUCCCAUUACUUUUCCAUUCAUGAAAUUUUCACAACCAGCAGCAGUACAUCAAGGAGUUCCCAUUGCACAAACGAUAUCACCAGGUGCAUUACCUGUGCGAUUAUUUCAUCCAGCAAUAGCGAAUAAUCACGUUAGCACAGUUACUAACGUGAGUCAAUUUGCAUGGAAUAUGCACUUACGUCAAGUAGCGCUUAAUUUGAUGACUUUGCAAAGGUUACAAGCUGCUAAUACUGGAAGAGAGCCAAUGGCUAUUUUUGAAAAACAACAAAUUCAUCCUUUAACUUCCGCUUCAAGUGAUCGAGAACAAAAUUUGCUGUCUUGUCCGAAAUGCAACAAACUUUUUAUUAAUACAUUUUUGCUUGAGUUUGAAGACGAAAUAAAAUUAUUAGAUAUUAAUCGAUAUGACAGUGAAAAGCCUCAUAAAUGUACGGUAUGUGGAAAAGCAUUUUCACAGUCAUCUAAUUUAAUUACGCAUACACGUAAGCAUACUGGUUAUAAGCCGUUUUCGUGUGAUAUUUGCGGGCGAACUUUUCAACGUAAAGUUGAUCGUCGAAAACAUCGAGAAAGUCAUCAUUCUGAUGAAAUACGUGAACAUCAAGGCUUGUUUUCUAAUCAAAUCAUAAAUCGAAAUAGUAUGGAUCGAUCUAUUUCAUGUGAAUUUCUAAAUUUGAUGGGCCGUACUUCGUUAGAAAUUUUGGACCGUCUCCGAUUACCGUCUACUGCAAUGCUGGACUCGAAGUCAGGGCGUUUGCCUCUUCCAGCAUCUGAUGAAGCACUGAAUCUUACAUAUUUGCGUAAAAGAUAA
This is a messenger RNA of Thelazia callipaeda (thelaziosis nematode), 960 nucleotides long. Lineage: Eukaryota; Metazoa; Nematoda; Chromadorea; Rhabditida; Thelaziidae. The record is from the annotation of a GenBank genome assembly.